UGGGACUCUGCGACACGGGAAGUGGUGCCUCGAUAAUUGGGAACAACAAACGCUGUCGCCUAAACACAAGUGCUUUUCUCUCAAAUCAUGUCUACUUUCUCUUCUGUCGUCCGCAAACCGGGCCAGAAGAUCGUGCCAAAGGCUGCGCCGCGACGUAACGUCACUCGCCCUGGCACAAGGCCUUCCGCCCCUCCUUCUCUUACGCCAGAAAGUCAUGCGCCGAGUCCAGGCUUCGAUGUGGUCGAGGAUGCGCCCACAGAUGAAGAAACCUAUGGAGUGUCGGCAGAGUCUAACCUCGAUCCCCCUUCAAUCCCGCUUCUCUCGGAUCCCACCCCUCCCGACUCAACAUUAAGAUCAUCUCCAGACUACCAUGCUGAUAUUGCACCAUCCAUCUCGGUCGAGGUAUAUCCGCCAAAACGUCCUGGUCAAGGUAUAACUAUUGUCCCAUCCAGCACAUACACCGAUACCGAUCCACAGGACAUAAUCCCUACCAUCACCGCUUCAAAAGCGCCUUCUACGAGAUCGAGGCCGAGAAUAACAACGGAACCUACACCUGCGCCGUCAGACAACUCGUUGCAGGAUGGAGAGGUUGAUGGGGAAACGAGAUCGCAAGAGGGUCCAUCCAAGCGACGCAAGACGACAGAAGCACAUCGUGACACAUCUAUCCAAUCGCAAGAUUCAGCAACUUUGUCGGAGAACCUCACCUCAAUCCUCCGCAGCGGCCCGCGCUUCCGUCGCAGCGAAUCGCGCACGUCUGACAUUCUAUUACAAGAUGCCACAUCUCAGGCCGCGGCGGUCUCUGAACUUGCAAACUCGAUCGCCAAUAAUACGCAGCCUCUCCGCAGCAGACGGUCUGCGACAAACGCUGUAGAUGCUGAGCAUGACGAGGGAGAAGACGAAGAACCAACUGGGACGGUAAAAGCAGCUCGGAAAAAAAGAACGCGGAAGAAGGCACUUGAGGACCUAGCCAAUCAAGUGAUAGACAGCGACACGGGUAACAGAUCUCGCAACUCCCGCAAAUCGACUCCAGAAAAUGCAGAGAGUAUGAAGACCGAUGUCAGGACUUCUAUGAGUACUUUGGCGCGAGAUCCGCCACGAAUGGGCAAAAAGUCCGAGACGGAAAAGUUGUUGCAAGAGAACUGGACCGAGAUCAAACAGCGACGAAAGGAAGACAUCGAACGUCGACGUGAAGCUGCAGGGAGAGGCCGACAUGGCGGAAGGCAAGAAGUUGCACCUUCCCCGGCGACCACUGCUCUUCAAGUGCCAAAGCAGAUUAUUGUUAACGGACAGAUUGUGGUGGCGGCCGAGUCCAGAGAAAUAGCAUUUGGUGCCGAUGUGGAAAGGGCAGUCAUUGAAGAUGCGACCGCUGCGCGCGACGACGACCGGAUAUACAGAUAUGUCAACCAAGGGACGGUCGGUAAACAUGCUGGGCUUCGCAGGGGGACGAAGUGGGACGAAGACAAGACCGAGUUGUUCUACAAAGGGCUACGAUGGUUCGGGACCGAUUUUGGCAUGAUCGCGAAUUUCUUCCCCAGCUUCGACAGACGCCAGAUCAAGUUAAAAUACAUGGCCGAACUACGGGUGAAUGGCCUCCGGGUCAAGCGCUGCGUCGAUGCACAGGAGCCCGUGGACACAGACGAGUACACAAAAAUGACGGAACAUAUUCUACUGGAUCCUACCGCUCUACAGGCUGAGCUGGACGCUGAGGAAAAGAGGCUGCGAGACGAAGACGAACAACGACGUCGCGAUGAAGGUCUGAUCGAUAACGUCGAACCCGAUCCAGCCGACAUUGCUCUCCCAACUACGGAAGUCGAUGAGGAUGGUAAUAUUGUCGCCAAUGUCGAAGGUAUACCACCUACCAGAAGGGACCAGAUGUCCGUCACGGCAGAUCAAGUUACGUCGAAUGUGGUCAGCAAGAAGAAGCAGCAACAGCCCCAUGCCCAGCCUCAGUCCCAGCACCAAACUCGGAGACAGACAAAGGAGUCGGUCGGCCGGGGUCGCCAAAGCAAGAGGGUUAAACAUCCUAUUGAAGGAGUGGAAGAACAAAUCGGUCCGGUUGAUGAAGUUGGUCGAUGAAAUGUUGAUGAGCGCAUUGAUGAAUGUUGGGAUCUGAUUUUUCUGGAGACGUUGCCGAUGCGAAGGGCUUCAAGGUCAAAGCUUAAUGUUAUCAUGCUUAUGGAAUCAUGUCACGAUUCCAAUGUAAUCAUAUUGAUGUUGAUCUGCAUAUGCGGACCCAAGAUUCAUAUUAGCUCGGCUAUAUGUACAUCUAUUCUGGCAGAACUCGCCUGCUAUAUAAAACAAGAACUAUGAAUUGAAUAUCCUUGAAUACA
This is a messenger RNA of Exophiala mesophila, 2330 nucleotides long. RefSeq lists its product as uncharacterized. The coding region runs from base 88 to 2076 and encodes 662 amino acids. Gene Ontology annotation, cellular component: transcription factor TFIIIB complex. The transcript has a single exon. NCBI's taxonomy places the organism in Eukaryota, Fungi, Ascomycota, Eurotiomycetes, Chaetothyriales, Herpotrichiellaceae. Gene Ontology annotation, biological process: RNA polymerase III preinitiation complex assembly. Gene Ontology annotation, molecular function: TFIIIC-class transcription factor complex binding. The record is from RefSeq and is a predicted model, not a curated record.